This is a messenger RNA of Exophiala bonariae, 822 nucleotides long. RefSeq lists its product as uncharacterized. Bases 1 to 822 code for a protein of 273 amino acids. The record is from RefSeq and is a predicted model, not a curated record. Lineage: Eukaryota; Fungi; Ascomycota; Eurotiomycetes; Chaetothyriales; Herpotrichiellaceae. Gene Ontology annotation, molecular function: oxidoreductase activity, acting on a sulfur group of donors, disulfide as acceptor. The transcript is spliced from 2 exons.
AUGUCUUCAGAGCAGCCUGCAACUGCGCCAAUGGUGGACGAUAAGGCGCUUCCAUACCACUCGCAGAUCCACAUCGAGACUGCGAGGCCAAACGAGACAACGUUCUCUACGAGAGAGUACAUGUACAAAAGAUUCUUGCCUGCAAUUCUCACCAUAUUUGCCCUCCUAACGAUCUUUCGCUCUACAUUUGUCUCAAACCACCAUUAUACUCCAGGAUGCGGACAGACACUGCAUUCCGAAAUCAUUAAAGAGAUGGAGAGACCCAAGGUUGAGCUUGAAUCUCAUGGAAUGAGCAGAUGUCCAGACUUCAAAGACUGUCUGCGCGAACUCAUCUUGCCAACGAUGGAAAAGGUCAACGAUCGAGUCAAUUUCACACUUAGCUAUAUUGGACGUAUCGAUCACAAGUCUGACGCGGUUACUUGUAUGCAUGGACCCGCCGAGUGCUUGGGAAAUAUCAUUGAACUGUGCGCCGCGAAGAUUUAUCCCGACCCCAAGAUAUAUCUCGGCUUCACCAACUGCUUGACGUCCGACUAUCACAACAUUCCUCAGCGAGAUUUCGUUGAAGGCUGUGCAAUGGAACACGGGAUCGAUUUCCAAAAACUGAACUCUUGCAUCAGUGAUGAGGGCGAAGGAAUUGAUUUGCUUCGAGCAAGUGUGUUAAGAAGCCAGCAGAACAACGUCACCAAGAGCUGCACCAUCAGGCUAGCUGGUAAGGUUCGAUGUAUUCGAGAUGGUGGCAAGUGGUAUGAUUGUCCUGGCGGUAGUUCGGUCGACGCGCUUGUGAAGGAGAUCAACGCCCUGUACGAGGCACAGGAGGCAUAA